This is a messenger RNA of Neogale vison (American mink), 1447 nucleotides long. RefSeq names its product corticotropin releasing hormone (gene CRH). NCBI's taxonomy places the organism in Eukaryota, Metazoa, Chordata, Mammalia, Carnivora, Mustelidae. Bases 342 to 932 code for a protein of 196 amino acids. Gene Ontology annotation, molecular function: corticotropin-releasing hormone activity. Gene Ontology annotation, biological process: negative regulation of epinephrine secretion; positive regulation of cortisol secretion; negative regulation of glucagon secretion. The record is from RefSeq and is a predicted model, not a curated record. The transcript is spliced from 2 exons. Gene Ontology annotation, cellular component: extracellular region.
CUCUGCCCCUCGUUCUCUGGCAGGGCCCUAUGAUUUAUGCAGGAGCAGAGGCAGCACGCAAUCGAGCUGUCAAGAGAGCGUCAGCUUAUUAGGCAAAUGCUGCGUGGUUUCUGAAGAGGGUCGACGCUAUAAAAUCCCACUCCAGGCUCUGUUGUGGAGAAACUCAGAGCCCAAGUCCGUUGAGAGACUGAAGAGAAAGAUAAGAGGGGAAGAAAAAGAGAGUGAGGACAGAAAGGCGAAGGGAAGAAAACCCCUGAAAAAGCCCCGCAGACGUCCCUCUGCAGAGAGGCGGCAGCGCCCCACUCACCUGCAGAAGCACCUCAGAAGCGAGCGCCCCUACCAUGCGGCUGCCGCUGCUCUUGUCCGCGGGCGUCUUGCUAGUGGCUCUCCUGCCCUGCCCGCCAUGCAGGGCCCUCCUCAGUCGGGAGCCCAUCCCGGGCGCCCGGCAGGCCCCGCAGCACCCCCAGCCCCUGGAUUUCUUCCAGCUGCCGCAGCAGCCCCAGCAGCCCCAACAGCCGCAGGCUCGGCCCGUCCUGCUCCGCAUGGGGGAGGAAUAUUUCCUCCGCCUGGGUAACCUCAACAAGAGCCCCGCUGCUCCCCUCUUGCCCGCCUCUUCACCUGUCGCUGGCGGCAGCGGCAGCCGCCUUUCGCCGGACGAGGCGGCUGCCAACUUUUUCCGCGCUUUGCUGCAGCAGCUGCCGCUGCCCCGGCGCCCGCUCGACAGCCCCGCAAGUCCCGCCGAGCGCAGAGCCGAGAACGCCCUCGGCAGCCGCCAGGAGAUACCGGAGAGGGAGAGGCGAUCCGAGGAACCUCCCAUCUCGCUGGAUCUCACCUUCCACCUCUUACGAGAAGUCUUGGAAAUGGCCAGGGCUGAGCAGUUAGCGCAGCAAGCUCACAGCAACAGGAAACUGAUGGAGAUUAUUGGGAAAUAAAACGGUGCGUUUGGGCCAAAAAGAUGCAGCAUUUAGCACACAAGAAAAAAAAUUAAAAAAAAAAGAAAAUAAUAAAGUAUCCUGUAUCAUCGCAUUGCUCUAAUACCAUUUGUUUAUUUUUUUAUAGCUUGAAGCCUAGCAGAUAUACAGCGAGAGAGCCUAUACUCCUUAAUUAGCAUGCACAAAGUGUAUUCACGUGCAGUAACAGCAACAAAAUGUUAUUUGUAUUGUCUACUCUGAGUUUCCAUUUCCAGGUGUCUUUAAUGGUGUUUAGAAAGUAUAGACCCAGAAGGAAAUGUUUUGAAGCAGACAGAAGUCACCCAAUUUAUUUUGUUGUGGUCUGAGCCAAAGAGAAUGUCAUUCUCUUGGGUGGGUGAAACAAAAUCUGUAAGCUCUUUGAAUCAACCUUUCCUUGUAAACGUUUCAGUAAUAAAACAUCUUUCCAAUCCUUGGUCAAUUUGGUUGUGUAAGAGAAUGUUGAAUAUUUAUAUUUUUAAUAAAAGCUUCAAAGAUAA